Molecule: messenger RNA, 1035 nt
Organism: Amoebophrya sp. A120
Lineage: Eukaryota; Dinophyceae; Syndiniales; Amoebophryaceae
Source: the annotation of a GenBank genome assembly
AUCUGAUCGGUCGCGUCGGUCGCGUGAUUCUAUGACAGUGCACAACCCCCCCUCCCCCUCAUUGAUUUGUAUUGCAUGAACAGCAAUACAAGCGUCAGCAAGAAUACUGGUUUUGCAUGACAAAUUUGGACAGGAGUGUGGUGCUAUUUGGGCUGCCAGAGCUUGUCAUGCAAACAGUGCCAAGAGCCGAGGCGUAAAUUAGGCACUUUGCAUGACAAAUGAGGGGGAGGGGGAGUUGUGCACUUUCAUAGAUUCGCGACGGGAGCUACACCAACAGGCGGAUGUUUGAGCACCAAGCGGUGUCCACUAUGGGGUUCUCAAAUGUUACAUUCUCAACUGUUACAUAAAUUUGUGAUGCAAGAAUGGGAAAAGUGAAAGGGAGAAGCUUGUACCUGUAGCAUUACAAAUUACGAACAGAUUUAGGCGCUGUUUAGCCCUUCGCAAAUUUGUCAUGCCAAGCAGCUUGAUCGUGUAGAUGAUGAUGGUGCUUUUGCAUGACAAAUCCAUGUAACAGCUGAGAGCGUAACGCUUGAGAACCUCAUAUCCACCUUUUUGGACUUGCAGCCCAUCGAGUUUUGCGUGGUGGCCUUUCCCACGGGGAUCAAAUUUUCCAAAUUGCUCGACAGGAGCAGUAGUCCUGCGCAUCUUCCCCCUGGUGUUCCCGGCAAUCAGCAGCAGGGCACUAGUACUAGCAAAGUGAGCGGCACAACCGCACGAGAAGGCACUCGUGAUAAAAAUUCCGCCAAUAGCAAACAGGAACAGUCGGAGAGCAUCAAAAAGUCCCCCGCCCACGCCGAUCUUUUGCGUUUUCAAGUGGAAUCCAAGUCGAUCUUCAGCUUGUCCCGCUAUGAGGCCAGCAUUUUGCUGAAUCAAGCAGUGGCCAAAACGAAGCGAAAACUGGACCUGGAACCGGCACAACUGCUCGACCAAAUCUGUGAAAAUAGCCCCGACCUUGUUCCGCCGCCCGCAUCAUCUUCAAAAAGGGCCACGUCAUCAUCCUCAGGAAGAAACAAAAAGCGCGGAAACAAGAAAGGA